Messenger RNA from Centruroides sculpturatus (bark scorpion), 5907 nucleotides. Its product is annotated as histone acetyltransferase KAT6B-like. Gene Ontology annotation, cellular component: nucleosome; MOZ/MORF histone acetyltransferase complex. Lineage: Eukaryota; Metazoa; Arthropoda; Arachnida; Scorpiones; Buthidae. Gene Ontology annotation, molecular function: DNA binding; histone acetyltransferase activity. Gene Ontology annotation, biological process: nucleosome assembly; regulation of DNA-templated transcription. The coding region runs from base 131 to 5275 and encodes 1714 amino acids. The record is from RefSeq and is a predicted model, not a curated record. The transcript is spliced from 18 exons.
AAAUAAAAAUCUAUAGGAAGUCCAUGAAAAUUUGAUAUUAUGGAUACUGGAUAGUGUAAUAAAAAAAUACAAUGAAGUUUUUCUAUUACGUAAAAGUAUGGAUUGAAAAAGAAAUGAUUAUCAUAUAGCAAUGAAGGAAAGUGAAAAUAUAGAUUAUGAUAGUAAUGGAACUGCUGUUGCAUCUGGUCCAGGCCAUGCAAAUCCUGUGUACAUCAAAUGGCUUCUGGAGGCAAUUCAGAAAGUUAGACAUCAGAAGCAGAGGCCAUCAAUGGAAAGAAUAUGUAAUGCAGUACGUCAGAAUCAUAAAGUUAAUAGAGAUGCUAUUUUGGAGCAGCUUGAGUUAGCUGUAAAUGAUGGUGCUGUUUUAAAGGUUUAUAAUAAGGGAUUAUGUUCCUAUAAGGAUCCAGUAUGCAUGUCACAGUUGAAAAGUCGUGCAUUGAGUGUAACUAAGAGUACAGAUCUUGUGAAAGUAAUUCAAAAAACUGUAAAAGAAUUAGGUGAAGUAGGAGGAUCAAAUCUUCGUUCCAUUGAGAAAUAUAUAAGAAAGACUUACAGUCUUGAUAUUAUAUCAGGCAUUGAUUUUAGUCAGCAGUUGAGUUUAGCUGCAAAAAGAGCAGUUAAUAGUGGCCGUCUUAUUCAAAAUGGCCACUUGUACAAAGCUGGUAAAGUUACAUCUGGUUCUUAUACAGGUGAUCUAGAAUCAGUUGAGAGUAGCAGUUCUUCAAGCAGUAGUAGUUCCAGUCAGGAUUCUGAUCAUGGAAAUUUUACUAAUGGAAAGCAGAAGAAGGUGUUAAUUUGUAAUUUCUGUCACGGAGUACUUCGAAGCAAUAGAAAUGGACUUUCAGAGAAUAUGCUAACAUGCACUGAAUGUGGAAUUCAUGCACAUCCAUCGUGUUUAAAUUAUUCGCCUGAAUUAGCAGCUCGGUUACUAAACAGCAGGUGGCAAUGUACAGAUUGUAGAUCUUGUAGAAUAUGUAAUAGAAGAGAGAAUAUUAAAACUAUGUUAUCUUGUAACUCUUGUCAACAAAGUUAUCAUUCAAAUUGUUUACAACCUCCUGUCUCAAAAAAUUUAAAAGGAACAUGGAGAUGUAGAUCUUGUCUAAGAAGGAAUAACUUCAAAAAUAAAGACAGAAAGCUAGUACAGGAAAUGGCAGCUAAUGUUAAACAGAGAUAUCAGAAGCAUGGAAAUAAGAUGAACAUGAAAAAAGAUAUAACUAAGGCAUCUUGGGUCUCAGGAAAUAAAUUACAAAGAGAGAGACAGAAAAAUUUGUCUGAGAACUUUUCUUCAAUUUCAGAUUCUGGUCUAUUGGAAUUUGAUCAAUCCAAACCGCAACUACCUUCUGGAGUUACUUUAAAAGAUUUUAAUCUUUUUAAGAAAACACAGGAAACUGCACUUAAAGCUAUGGGACAUGAUGCAAUACCACGGGAACCUCAAGGUAGGAGUCCUGCAGCAAUUGAGUUUGGAAAAUAUGACAUCCAAACUUGGUAUUCAUCACCGUAUCCACAAGAAUAUGCUCGGUUGCCAAAAUUAUUUCUUUGUGAAUUCUGUCUAAAGUAUAUGAAGAGUAAAAGUAUUUUAUUAAGGCAUAUGCAUAAGUGUACCUGGACUCAUCCACCUGCUACGGAAAUCUAUCGCAAAGACGAUCUUUCGGUAUUUGAAGUGGAUGGAAAUGUAAACAAAAUAUAUUGUCAAAAUCUCUGUUUACUAGCAAAAUUGUUUUUAGAUCAUAAGACGUUAUACUAUGAUGUUGAGCCAUUCCUAUUUUAUGUUCUUACAAAAAAUGAUAAUAAAGGAUGCCAUCUUGUAGGAUAUUUUUCAAAGGAGAAACAUUGUCAACAACGUUAUAAUGUAUCAUGUAUUAUGACAAUGCCACAGUAUCAACGGAAAGGAUAUGGAAGAUUUUUGAUUGAUUUUAGUUAUUUAUUAUCACAAAGAGAAGGUUUGCACGGUACUCCAGAAAAGCCAUUGUCAGAUUUAGGUCGUAUUAGUUAUAUGUCUUACUGGAAAAGUGUAAUAUUAGAAUAUCUUCAUACUUUUAAAGAAAAAUCUAUUUCUGUUAAAGGCAUUGCAAAAGCUACUGGUCUUAAUCCUCAAGAUAUUGCUGCUACAUUAUUUAAUUUACAAAUGGUUAUGAGAAAUGAAGAAGGAAAGUUAACGCUUUGUAUAAAGAAAAAAAUGAUUGAAGAACACAUGAUGAAAGUUGCAGCUAAUAAAGACAAGAGACUCGAUUUGGAUCCCGAAUGUUUACGAUGGACACCUCUAGUAUCUAAUCCUUCGUUUUCGGACGAGGAAGAAGAUGCUCAAAACAAAAAUCAAAAUUCAUUUCCCAAAGAAAAUGCGAAGGCAGAAGCGAAUUCAGAAAAAGCCAGCAUACAAAACAGUUUGCCAAAGAAAGUUGCGGAGAAAAAACUUAAGAGGAAGCAGAAGUGUUCCGCGAGUGACGACGAAAAUAUAUCUGAGACGUCCGAAUCGAAACACAAGAAAGCAAAAAUCAAUUCAGUAUUAUCGAACGAAAACAAGUUAUCUUUGGGAAAAGACGAUAAAGAAAAAUUUGAAAGAAAAAACAAAUCGAGAAAAUUUCUUGUAAAUACAAAUAAUUGUUGUAAAGAUUUGGAGACGGAGGACAGAAGAACUCUGAGUGCAAUAAACAGCAAGCAGAGGAAGACGGGCAGGAGCCAGAAGAGAAUGGCGUCGUACGCCGAGGCCACCACCGAGUCCGAAAGUAAUUCCGCUCCCCCCGUUCUGCUACCCGCGGUGGGUGCGGACAAUUCGGCAGCCUCGCGAGACAACGACUCUUCUCCGCCGGUGCUUCAGGCUCUGGUCUCCGUCAACGAAGGCAGGAAGCAGAACUCCACCUUCAUCAGUUCGCUGAGGAAGAGAAGAGGAUGGCCCAAAGGGGUCAAGAGGGGUUCUCCCGUCAAGAAGGCCUUCUUCAGAAGAGGCAGACCGCGAAAGAUUCGACAGAAGUUUCGAAGGCGGAUGACCAAAGAAGAGGAAGGAGACGACGACAAAGAAGCGUCCGACUUUCCGGAACCCACGGAAAACAAAGAAAGCGCGGAGAACGUACGGGAGGAGGAAAGUCCGGAGGCCGCCCAAGUCUCACCGUCGCAGGAAGACGGAGAAGAAGAAUCUCGAGAAGUACCGGCGGAAAACGAGAACGAGAACCGGAACCAGAAGGCGAAGGAGGAGGAGGAAAAUCCCCAGUUACAAACGGAUCGGGCGACGGAACCCGCUUUUCCGGAGGAGUCUCUUCGGGAGGAAGAGAAGACCGCGCAGUCUCCCCUUCUUCCCCCCACGGACACGGCGCAGAACCCGGCGCCGGAAGAGGAGGAAAUCUCCCACCCGGCCGAAGACGCCGAACCCGGAGAGGAGUGGGGCCGGGACGCCUUCUGCCCGGGAAGCGAGGCGGCGGCCGAAGGCACCGAAGGGGAAGGGAAGACAGCGGAGUCGGUGGACGACUGUUCGGAGUACGCGCAGACGGUUCAGCUGCCGCCCACGCCCGUCACUCCGCAGACGCCGCCCUCCAAUCUCUACAAGGGCCAGGCGGGCCCCGCCUCCGCCUACGGCCCGCCCGAAGACCACUCGGACGGCGUCUGCAGCCAGGAGGCCCGCCUGGCCGUGGCCUCCAUUGUGCCCGGGGGAUCCCCCGAGGUGGACGUCACCCCCGGCUACCGAGAGACGCCGGUGUCCCGGGCCAAUCUGGAGCCGGCGGACCAACCCUCGCCGGCCGCCGACUUCGCCCCCGACGGGGACCUUCGGCAGCCCGACCUGCCGGAGAUGGGUGCCCACCCUCGCUCGGCUCCAGUCCCCGCCGCCAAGCACCCUCCCGCCUCGCAGGAGAUGGCCGCCAUGGGCGUCUACACCCCGGAUUCGUCCACCAACAGCGUCAUCUCCAACGCCGGGUACAAUUCGGUGGAGAUCGACGUGGCCCAGUUGGGCCUGGAGUCGCCCGCCUCCAUCGGCAGCAACGAGAUGGCUCAGAAUUCCGUGGACACGCCCCAGCCCGCCCCCACUCCCCAGCCCUACCCCGACUGCGUCCAGCAGAUCCAGGCCGGCUUCUGCCCAGCUUCCGCCGUGGGGGGCCGCGCCUCUCGCGGCCUUCCCCCCGACCCCGCCGCCGCCGCCCGGGCACACUCGCAAGCGCACACUCAGGUCAACCCGCCGUUCUCCACUCGCUCCAACAGUCCGGUGCGCAGGUCUCACUGCGUCUCCGCCCCCCUCCCCUCCCACCUCAACCACGCCUCCGCCUCGCCCUCUCUGCCGGGCGCCGUGCGCACCUCCGUGGUCAACGUCAACCCCGCCCCCGUCAACGCCGUCUUCGUCGGACCCGUCUCCGGCGGAAGCUACGCCGGACCGGUCAACGUAGCCGUCUCCUGCGCCAACCCCGCCGCCGCCGCCGCCGGCUCCUACGUGGUGGGCGUGCCGGUGGCCGCCGUCAUCCCCCACCGGUCGUCGGCCGCCCCCUCACCCGCCGCCGGCCAUCACCGCCAGUCGCGGGCCGCCCAGGGGACCUCGGCGCGCCCCCCGGCGGCCACCCUGGCCUCCGGGGCCAUGCAGAGACUGACGCACGUGGGCAUCGGGCUGCCCUCGGGCGCCGGCGGCUCGGCUUGCACCGCCGCCUCCUCGGUGCCCGCCGCAUUCCACCUGCAGCCCCCCUGCUACGCCUACGCCCCGGCCCCGGCCGCCACCUCCCACUCGCAGAACAGCACCAGCUGUAGCCUGGCCAAGCUGCAGCAGCUGACCAACGGCAUCAUGGACAUCGUGCCCAACGCCGCCUGCGCCACCAUGACCCCCCCGCCCAACUACACGCCGCCCUCGCCUCAGAUCGAGGCCACGCCCCCGCCCCAGAUGCAGCGCUCGGCCGCCCCGAUGCCGGCCGGACUGCGGCCGCAGGUGUCGUCGCCGGCCGGCUCGCGGGCCUACGCCAAGUACAACUACGGCUACCACGGGCAGAUGGGGCGGGGGGCCAACGUGGCCGUGGGCCCCAACCUGGUGACGGGCUACCAGACGCUGAACGGAGUGGGCUACCAGAUGCAGCAGGCGGCCUCCCCGGCGGCGGUGCUGAACACGGCGGGUUACAUCGCCAACGCCGGCUUCGUCAACCAGGCGCAGCUGCCGGCCGUGCAGAUGGGCAUGGUCAACGUGCACCCGCAGAGCCAGUACCAGGAGGCCCUUCAGACGGCGGGCUCCCAGAACGCCAUGUAUACGACCUACAGCUACCACAUAGGCGGGGGCCUGCCCUCGCAGACCCUGAACCCCGUCAUGAGGCGGUAACGUUUCUACUCGGGCGCUUUUUUACUCGGAGACGAAAGACGUUUUAAUAGUGAGAUCACGGAGCGCGGCUUCCGUGAUUUUUUAAUCCACCGUCUUAUGUAAAUACCGAUGUAUUGUGAAUAUGAGUGACGCUCGUCUUUUCCAUUAUUCCACAUGGUGUAAUUACCGAUGUAUAUACAGUACAUACAGCAUAUAAAUAUAUAUAAAUAUAUAAAUAUGAAUAUAAUUUAGGGUGUACGGGGUGGGGGAUGCGCCCGCCCAUCCACACACCUCCCUCACUAUGUAUAUAAUUUUUUUUAAGGGAAGUGGCGUUGUUCCGGGCGUUACGUCGCAUUCUCCAUCUAAUUUUGUAUUACCAGAGAACGGAGAGGUCGCCGCUUCUUUUUCCCGUUCGUCACGUUUCAGUUAUUUGUGAUAUUUACGGAAUUGUUAUGCACAAAUUGUAUAAUCCUCAUUCGGAGCUCGCGCGGAGGACCCGGUUGGUCCUGCCCGACCUUUUCGUGCACCGGCCGGCCGCCGGUUACGGCCCGGAGUACUAACUACUGAACUUGGUGUUGUGUACCGUAGGUCGAUCCUAACGAAAGUUAUUUGUUCCAAUCGAUUAUUAUUAAAUAAAAAAAUUACACACCGAA